GCGAAGAAUGGCGAAUACCUCAAAAUCAUCAAAGUUCAAGUUUUUGCCAUCAGAUUGGAGGGAUUCUCGAGCUACCUGGCUUUCCCGCUUUUAUGCGGUUGAUUUGUAUUCUCGUGUGAAAUGUUCUGAUGUAUUGAACGACCUGACAGAAAAAUUCCCAAAUAUUUCUAAGAGAGAGUGUGGUUUUAUAGUUCGAAGAUUUUUCCCGAGCGUAAGAAGAAAACAUAGUAAUCAUGUUUACUAUUAUUCUGGAAUUCGUCGUGUCUCUGACCCCAAAUCCCUGAACGGCGGAUCAUUCGACGACGGAUCAUUUGAAAAGGAAGUACCGGUACUGGAAGAAGUUAACCAUGAUAUACCAAAAUCUCUGCAUGUUAAAAGACAGGAGCUGAUUGACGUGCAUGACACUGGUAUAUGUAAAUUCAACAAUGGCAUUGUUGAAACUUUACAAUUAAAGCGUUUCAGAGGGUUUCCUGUUGCAGUAAGAGAAUGUGAACAUAACAUUGAAAGUGAGGUGAAAUCAAUAUUAAGAUUGCCUUCUCAUCCUUCUUUGCCUAUUGUUUUGGGAAUUUGUCUUGAUUGCAAGCCAUUCCUGCUUGUGACAAAGUUUUAUGGCUCUUCAAAGUUUGGUGUUAUGCUUUCACUGUAUGCAGCUAUAAAAGACAAGUGCAAAGACAGCAUUUCUAAGGAACGCUGGAUUUCUAUCAUUCAUGGUAUCACUGAAGGCCUGUUGCAUAUGCAUGCAAAUGCUUUUUGUCAUGGAGAUUUGCAAUCACAUAAUAUCAUUUUGCAUAGAAAAUCCAGGGAAAACAAGUUUUUGCAGCCAGUUUUCUUUAGUUUAGACAAAGCAUUGCACAUCAAAAAAGAAAACACAAUUCUUUUCCGCAAUGAUGUGCAAAACCUAGCUUCAUUAAUUGACAAUAUAAGUGCCAAUACUAAAGGUGACAAUUUAUUUAAAUCUGUAGCGGACAUAGCAAGAGGAAUAGACCAAAGUAGUAGCAAUAGCAUAGAUGUGUUAAAACAUAUUUUACACCAUCUUAAGCAACUAUAAGUUUUAGUGGUGCUCUAGCCAUGCUUUGGCUGUGUAAUACUGCAAUAAGUUAUUUGAGUUCCAUGUAUGGGUAAAUAUAUCCUAGCAUCAAGGAUUGGGUGGGAAACAGGCAGGAAUAUUCUUUUAUUCAUGUUAACAGCCUGUAAAGACAAUACAUUUGAGAAGAAUUUGAUAAUGCAGAACACAAGAAUAUAUGAAUAUUGCUCCCCCUCCAAUUAUUGAUGCUAGCUAUGUACACCACUGUUCAUGUUGUCAAUCCAUUUUUAGUUACAGUACAUAAAAAUGAACUGUUAUUUUAAAUUAGUUUUGUAUGGCUAAACUGUCCAAUUAAUAGAAUAUGAAAAAAUAAUACAUAUAGAAUAUCCUAUCUAGUAAAACAGUUACCAAGUAAACUGUUGUAACCUAAAACCCCUUGUAACCGAAGUUAACCCUACAGAAAA
Messenger RNA from Dendronephthya gigantea, 1488 nucleotides. RefSeq lists its product as uncharacterized. Gene Ontology annotation, biological process: protein phosphorylation. Lineage: Eukaryota; Metazoa; Cnidaria; Anthozoa; Malacalcyonacea; Nephtheidae. The record is from RefSeq and is a predicted model, not a curated record. Gene Ontology annotation, molecular function: protein kinase activity; ATP binding. Bases 8 to 1048 code for a protein of 346 amino acids. The transcript is spliced from 3 exons.